AUGUACAGCAUCAUGAUGGAGAGCGAUUUGCACUCCAACCGUGUGCAGCAUGGCAACCCGUCCAACCCCGGGGGGCAUGGCGGCGGCGGAACCAAAGUCCCCCAGGAGCGAAUCAAGAGACCCAUGAACGCUUUCAUGGUGUGGUCUCGUGGCCAGCGACGCAAGAUGGCCCAGGAGAACCCCAAGAUGCACAACUCGGAGAUCAGCAAGCGGCUGGGGGCCGAGUGAAGGUGAUAGACCGAGGCCGAGAAGCGGCCCUUCAUCGACGAGGCCAAGCGGCUGCGGGCCAUGCACAUGAAGGAGCACCCGGACUACAAGUACCGACCGCGGAGGAAGACCAAGACGUUGCUCACAAAAGGACAAAUACUCGCUCGCCGUGGGCUCCUCGGCAAUCCGGCGGGCGGACAGCGCCUGGAGAGCCCCGGGCGGGGGGCCCCCUGGGCUCCAGUGCGGGCAUGUAUCACGGCGCACGUCAACGGUUGGCCGAACGGCACUUACUCUGGACAGGUGGCCGCCGCGCUGCGGCUGCUCACUGCCAUGAUGCAGGAGGCGCAGCUGGCUUACACGCAACACUCGGGCGUGGGCGCUCACCCGCACCACCACAACGCACCAGCACCAGCCUCGCAUCCGCACCAGCACCCCAACAACCCGCAAGCCGUGCACAGGUACGACAUGAGCGCCUUAUCUUACAGCCCCAUCUCGAACUCGCAGAGUUACAUGAGCGCCUCCCCCGCCGGUCUACGGGGCAUCACGGGCUUCACGCACACACGCUCGGGGGAAGCACUCGGGGGAGCGCUCGGGGGAGCACUCGGGGGAGCGCUCGGGGGAACUCUUGGCCCCCUGGUGAAGUCGGAGCCGAGCGCGAGUCCCCCGGUCUCCACGGCGCGUCAGCCGUGCCCCUCGGGGGAUCUGCGGGACAUGAUCAGCAUGUACUUGCCCACCGGGGAGGCGGCGAGUGACUCGUCCGUGCAGGGGCGCCUGCACGUGCUCCACACGCAGCACUACACGGGGAGCAGCGCCCACGUGAACGGGACGGUACCCCUGACGCACAUUUAA
Molecule: messenger RNA, 1056 nt
Organism: Syngnathus typhle (broad-nosed pipefish)
Lineage: Eukaryota; Metazoa; Chordata; Actinopteri; Syngnathiformes; Syngnathidae
Gene: sox1b
Product: SRY-box transcription factor 1b
Biological process (GO): cell differentiation; anatomical structure morphogenesis; regulation of DNA-templated transcription
Molecular function (GO): RNA polymerase II cis-regulatory region sequence-specific DNA binding; DNA-binding transcription factor activity, RNA polymerase II-specific
Source: RefSeq, a predicted model, not a curated record